Molecule: messenger RNA, 1711 nt
Organism: Hyla sarda
Lineage: Eukaryota; Metazoa; Chordata; Amphibia; Anura; Hylidae
Product: polycystic kidney disease protein 1-like 3
Exons: 5
Coding region: 59-1711 (550 amino acids)
Source: RefSeq, a predicted model, not a curated record
UGCUUAUAAGCGCAGUGGAGACUGUCAUUACCUUUAUGAGACUGCAGCUGAACUGAGCAUGUGUCACCCCGCCAUAGCGGGUCGUAACCAAGGGCAACAGUUAUCAGAACAAUCUCCGGCACAACCGUCAUUUGGUAAUGGAGGCUAUACCUACGGCGAGGCCACCUCCAUGCCUCCAAAUAUGAGGACCUUCACAAGUGACGUCAGCCCAGGAUCAGCUGACCUUGGUGUCUCCCCGACCAACGCCGAAUUUUCACCUGUUCCCGCGACAUCUCAAAAAAGUCUCAUGGAUUCAAGUCCAUUUACAAUUUUGGAAACUCCAGCCAGCAAAAUUACAAGGAAAAACAACAGGACGCAAUCUCUUCCACAAGAUUGGGCACUGACAGCUGAACCGAUCACCAGUAUGUCACCUAUAGAGCUUAUUGUAAAAACUCAUACUGAUAGUGAAACCGAAACUACAACAGCGGUGACCAGUAUUCCAUUGAAGCUCAUAACUGAUAUGGGGGGAGGGGGUCCACCACAGCUCACUACUAACAUCAUAGAUGGAGGGCGUCCACCACAGCUCACUACUAACAUCAUCGAUGGAGGGCGUCCACCACAGCUCACUACUAACAUCAUUGAUGGAGGGCGUCCACCACAGCUCACUACUAACAUCAUUGAUGGAGGGCGUCCACCACAGCUCACUACUAACAUCAUUGAUGGAGGGCGUCCACCACAGCUCACUACUAACAUCAUUGAUGGAGGGCGUCCACCACAGCUCACUACUAACAUCAUCAGUGGGGGCCGUCCACCACAGUUCACUACUAACACUAUCGAUGGAGGGCGUCCACCACAGCUCACUACUAACAUCAUCAGUGGGGGCCGUCCACAACAGUUCACUACUAACAUUAUCGAUGGAGGGCGUCCACCACAGCUCACUACUAACAUCAUCGAUGGAGGACGUCCACCAGUGCUCACUACUAACAUCAUCGAUGGAGGACGUCCACCAGUGCUCACUACUAACAUCAUCGAUGGAGGAAGUCCACCACAGCUCACUACUAACAUCAUUGAUGGAGGACGUCCACCACAGCUCACUACUAACAUCAUCGAUGGAGGACGUCCACCAGUGCUCACUACUAACAUCAACGAUGGAGGACGUCCACCAGUGCUCACUACUAACAUCAUCGAUGAAGGGAGUCCCCCAGUUCUCACUAUUAACAUCAUCGAUGGAGGGAGUUCACCACAGCUAACAACGCUGCCGACACCCAAUAAUAAUAGUAGUAGCACUAGCACCAUGUUACCAGCUAUAACAAGUACCCAAAAAACAAUCAACAUAAUCAGUUCCCAGUUUGCAGCUAUAAUAUCUGCACCACUACUGCCUGGUACCACAAGUUUCUCCAUGUCUUCCGAUGAUACACCAAGGACCACGUAUUCCAGUAUGAUGGACACUUCGUCUGCAGCUACAGGCAAAAGCACAGUAGAAGAAACAAAAGCAAUCACGGAUUUAGGACCCGAAUAUACUGCACCCUCUGAAUACACAGCGGGUUACUACAGAGGGACAAUAAUGUUGAAGGUGAUGAUGAAUUCUUCUCCCACCACAAACUUUGCGGUUACUGUUCGAUCACUUUUACGACAGACUUGUCUCCUGCUCGCUCAGGACAUUCCCAUUGAAGAGGUGACCAUUUCCUUUGCAAAGAAUAAGAUGUUCCUGCCGUGUGUCACCAUCAUAUGA